Neofelis nebulosa (Clouded leopard) is the source of this 3087-nucleotide messenger RNA. Its product is annotated as zinc finger protein 555-like. The transcript is spliced from 4 exons. The coding region runs from base 585 to 2348 and encodes 587 amino acids. Gene Ontology annotation, molecular function: RNA polymerase II transcription regulatory region sequence-specific DNA binding; DNA-binding transcription factor activity, RNA polymerase II-specific. Gene Ontology annotation, cellular component: nucleus. NCBI's taxonomy places the organism in Eukaryota, Metazoa, Chordata, Mammalia, Carnivora, Felidae. The record is from RefSeq and is a predicted model, not a curated record. Gene Ontology annotation, biological process: regulation of transcription by RNA polymerase II.
AUCGGAUGUGGACCAGAAACACAAGCGUCACCAGGCUCUUUUGUUUGUCGCGUUCCAUCCGCCGCUGGACUAGGGAGGCUCCGCAGAGGAAGUGAGUCGGAUUCUCGGGACAGUAUAGGAGGCAGGAGGGUCAGGCCACCUGGAGCGCAUUCUGCUGAGUGAGACCUCCUCAAAGAGGGAUCAGACACGUGUGUACCGCCAGCCUGUCACUCAGGGGCUAGGAGGCGGGGCCUGGGGGGGAUCUGCCCAAUUUGUGGUCACAGGGGCGGUGCCAGGACUACCCUCCAAUCAGAACGGGAAGGGCCAAAGGCUGUCCUAUCACGGUGAGGAAGCGAGGUGGCUUGGUAACGUCCAAUUGGGUUCUGGGGGAUUAUCUUCGGAACCCAUCCAAUCAGGUCGCAGGGACUGAAGGAUCGCCCAAUCAGGGCCCGGGACCUGUACACCACCCAAUCAGGCCCGAGCGAGAGCCCGGUGGGUGUGGCUUUCAGCCGGGGCGGCUGUUGCAGUGGGAUCCAGCGCUGCCGAGGUUGCGGGUGUGCGCGCCGUGGGAGGACGCCCGGAGGGCGCGGAGCGGGGGCCCCGAGAUGGCCUCUGUGGUCUUUGAGGAUGUGGCUGUGAACUUCACCCCAGAAGAGUGGGCUUUGCUGGAUCAUGGUCAGAGGAACCUCUUUAAAGAUGUGAUUCUGGAGACCUGCAGGAACCUGUCCUCCGUGGAGAAGCAGAAAUUUCACAGCAGUGGAGAUCUGACCCAAAUGCAGGAAGGGCUUUUGAGCAGUCCUUUGUUGGAGAGUGUCUGUGAACGUUUUGAAGGAGAUCAAUGUGGAGAAACCCUGAACUCGAUUACAAGUCUUACUGUGCAUGAGGGGUGUCCUACUGGAGGCAAAUCCUGUGAAUGUGCUAAGUGUAGGGAAACCUUCACAGAUGGUUUUUUCCUAGGGAAUCUGCAAAGAUCUCACCCAGGACUCAAACCUAGUCCCUGUGAGGAAUGUUGCCCAGCCUGCAGCUCCAUCACGAGCCUCAGCACUCAUGUGGAUGCAGACCUUGUAGAGAAAUCCUAUGAAGGUCAGGACACCGGGAGAGCAUCGGAGACAUACGCAAAGAGUCUGAGUAGUAAAAAAUCUCUAGAGUGCAAGAAAUGUGGAAAAGCUUUCACUUGCAUUUCUUCUUUUCAGGGUCAUGUGCAAAAUGACCGUGUACAGAGGGUCCAUGCAUGUGACAUGUGUGGGAAAACCUUCUUAUAUCACUCCUUCCUUACACGUCAUAUGAGAACUCACACUGGGGCUAGAACCUCUCAAUGUCAGGAGUGUGGGAGAGCCUUUGGGUAUAAGUCAAGCCUGCAAAAACAUGUGAGGACCCACGCUCAGGAGAAACCCUAUAAAUAUCAGCCAUGUGGGAAAGCCUUCCCUGGUCAGCACACCUUUCUUGUACCUGGGAGAAGACCUACAGGGGAUGGAUCCUGGGAAUGUAAAGAAUGUGGGACAACUUUCAAGAUACGUCUACAUUUUGAAUGUCACAUGACCACACACAAUGUAGUGAAACCCUAUGAAUGUGGGGAGUGUGGCAAAGCUUUCAGGCAUCACCCAAACCUGCGAGUACAUAUGAGGACACACACUGGGGAAAGACCCUAUGAAUGUAAGGAAUGUGGGAAAUCUUUCCAGAGGUAUGGUCAUAUUAAACGUCACAUGACCACUCACAGUACAUUGAAAACCUAUGAAUGUAAGGAGUGUGGCAGAUCCUUUCGGGAUCAAUCAUACCUGCGAGUACAUAUGAGGACGCACACUGGGGAAAGGCCCUUUGAAUGUCAGCAGUGUGGAAGAGCCUUCCGGAAUCACACAGACCUGCGAGUGCAUAUGAGGAGACACACUGGAGAAAGACCGUAUGGAUGUCAGCAAUGUGGGAAGACCUUCAGAUAUCAUUGGAAUCUGCGAAGUCAUGUGAAGAUACACACGGAGGAGAGACCCUAUGAAUGUCAGGAGUGUGGGAAAACGUUCAGGUAUAAGUCAUGCCUGCGAGAACAUAUGAGGACGCACACUGGGGAAAGACCGUAUGAAUGUCAGGUGUGUAGGAAAACCUUCAGAUAUCAUUGGAAUCUGCGAGAACAUGUGACAAUACACACAGGGGAGAGACCCUAUGAAUGUCAGGUGUGUGGGAAAACCUUCAGGUAUAACUCAUGCCUACGAGACCAUGUGAGGACACACACUGGCGAGCAACGCUAUAAAUGUGUGCAUUGUGGAAAAGCCUUCAGUCGUAAGUGCACCCUUGUACUACAUACUGUGAGAAAUCACGCAGGGGUGGAAACCUGGAAUGUAAGGAGUGAGGGGAAGCUUUCAGGAAACAUCGACCUCUGAACAUUACAGGACCACACACAAGGUAGUGAAACCCUAUUAAUGUCUGGAAUGUAUCAGAGCCUUCAUGUAUCACACUGAUCUAUGGAUACAUACGCAGACACACACUGGGGAAAAACCCUGUAAAUGUCAACACUGUGGGAAAGCCUUCACAUCUCCUUGAAACUUGGGAGCACAUAUGAGGACACAUGCUUGGGAGAGAUCCUAUGAGUGUCAGCAGUGUGGGAAUACCUUCAGGUGUCUGUCACUGUGGAAGUACACAUACGGACACAUGUUGGGGAGAGACCUUUUGAGUAUAUAGAGUAUGGGAAAGUUGUCAGCUGCAAAAUGUUCAAGGUCAGUUGAAAACACACAGCGCAACUAAACCCUAUGAAUGCAAGAGGUGUGGGAAGGCAUACAGGUUCUUCUCAUCUCUUCGAGUGCAUGUGAAGAAACACCCUGGGGACAGAUCUUGACAAAUCACCGAUCCCUUCAAGAACACACCAGGCUGCACAGUGGACAGUAAGCCUUUGUAUGUAAGGACUCUGGUAAGACCUUCGAGUGUCCCAGAGACCUGCAUGUACAUGUGAUGACCCUGAGUGGGCAGAACCUUACGAAUGACUGCUCUGUGGGAAAGCCUUCAGUUGUCUCUCUUCCCUUCGAGGACACACAUAAACUUAAGCACCAUGGAAAAGCCUUCAGGUAUCCCAGGAAUCUGUGAGCACAGACACACUGUGGCAUAGCAUUUAUCCUCCUUUAAAUU